UUCUUUUAUUUGUCAUGUGUCCAGGGAUAUGCCCAGGUGGAUAUAAACAAUUCUGGCAAGACCACACGUCAUUGGACCUUGGAACUCCGAUUCAACUAUCAACUACACUUGUCACUACCACACAGUAAAUACUUUUUCCUCUCUUUUCGCCUUUUCGGCCUUUCGGCAUCGGUUCCAGAACAACGGGUUACGAUGUGGGAUGAUGACGACACCACGAUCAUCGAUUCAAAUGAGAUCCGUCUUAUCCCCCCUGCCCUGGGUACCUAUGUAUUAUAAUUGUAUAUUAUACAGUACAUAAUAUACCAUACUCGAUGCCCUCAAGGUAUCAUUAAUCGGCAACCAUGUCGACAACCGAAGAAAAUGGCGACUCGGAGCGCUCACGCGGAGCUUCGUCUCAGGAACCUCCUUCCCCGGAUUCCCCCGCCACGGCGCUCAACAGAAGGUCAUCGAGUUGCGAGUGCCCUCCCACGGAAAAGUACCAUGAUGGCCACCGACCGUGUACCCUGGAGACGCAUCCGUCUCAGCUGCGUGCGACCAGCCGGGAUGAUGUGGUGGACGGAACCUCAAGCGCCAUCCGGCCGUCGGUUUCUCGGCGGGACACCGCGCUGUCGCGACUGCGGUCUCGCCCGAUAGUCCCGGUGUUCUCGCACCCCCUCGCGAAGCAGAAAACUGGACCGGACUACAUCGUCGACUUCGACGGGCCCGACGACCCCUUCCGCCCCUUGAAUUGGCCGCGGCACAAGAAGGUCACCACCACCCUGCUCUACGCUCUGGUCACCAUGUCCGCCACCUGGGCCUCAUCUUCUUACUCCGCCGGCACUGUGCAGAUCGCCCAGGAGUUUGGCGUCGGCACGCAAGUAGCCACUCUGGGCACCACGCUCUUCCUCCUCGGCUUCGGUCUAGGCCCUUUGCUGUGGGCGCCGCUCUCAGAGGUGUACGGUCGUCGCAUGGCGGUCCUGACGCCCAUGUUCGUCGCCAUAUGCUUCUCCUUCGCCUCGGCCGUGUCCAAAGACUUCCAGACGCUCAUGCUGACGCGGUUCUGGGGCGCUUUCUUCGCCUCCGCUCCGGUCACCAAUACCGGUGGUGUCCUGGGCGACCUCUUCACCCCCGCGUAUCGCGGCAUCGCCAUGGCCGGCUACGCUAUGGCCGUAGUCGGCGGCCCGACCGUGGGGCCAAUCGUCUCGGCUGCCGUUGUCGUGCAGCCGAACUUGGGCUGGAGGUGGACCGAGUAUACCACGGGGAUGCUGCAGGCGGCCGUUUUGCUGAUAGCGGUUAUCUUUGUCGAUGAGUCGUAUCCGCCGAGGCUCCUGGUCACCAAGGCACGGCGGUUGCGCCUCGAGACGGGCAACUGGGCACUCCACGCUAAAUUCGAGGAAUGGGAUGUUAGUAUCGUUGAGCUGGCGAGGAAGUUCCUCGUUCGCCCGAUUCAGCUGCUUUGCACGCCUAUUUGCUUUCUAAUCGCGAUAUACGCGAGUUUCUGCUAUGGGAUUCUUUACAUGCAUCUUGGGGCUAUCCCCAUUAUAUUCGGCGAGGUCAGAGGGUGGUCACUUGUGGUCAGCGAAUUACCCUUCUUAGCCAUCUUUCUGGGCUCGCUCACCGGCGCAGCCAUCAACAUGUAUAACCAGCUCUACUACAACAAGGCCUACCACGCUUCAGGCGACCGCCCGAUUCCAGAGAAGAGGCUGCCGCCGAUGAUGCUAGGCUCCGUGCUAUUCGCAGCAGGCCAGUUCAUCACCGGCUGGACUGCCGACCCUGCCGUCGCGCCUUGGAUCGCCCCCGUCAUCGGGCUGUUCAUCACCGGCUGCGGCUUCAACACCAUCUUCCAGGCAGCCCUCAACUACCUCGUCGACACGUUCCAGAUGUAUGCCGCGAGCGCCGUGGCGGCUAAUACCUUUUUGCGCAGCUGCUUCGCGGCCGCAUUCCCGCUCGUCGUCUCCCCGCUGUAUCACAAUAUCGGCGUGGGGCCCGGGUCCAGCAUCUUCGCUGGCUUCGCGACCCUGCUCAUCCCUGUGCCGUAUGUUUUUUAUUACUAUGGGAGGAGGAUCCGGGCAAAGAAUAAAUGGAGCAAGAAUAGUGUGUUUUGAGAGAGGGAAAGAAGGAGGCAAGGAGAGAUACAUAGGUAGAGAGGCAAUGUCGUUUUGCUAAUCAAAAGGACCGACUGCAUGGCAUAGGUUAGGCGUUUGGGGCACGGCUUUGGACUACGGGACGGGGAAACGAACGAUUCAUGAUUGCAUGGUGGGUUCGGGUUGCAUGUUUAGUCAAUAGACAGCAUACAUAGAGAAAUAACUUUUUUUUUGGCAUUCUGUUAUAUCUCGUCCUUCUUUCUAUUGGAGUACCUGCACUUGAAUGAAAGGCAGAAUCUCUUACUGAUACCUGUCGGUCGUGUUUGUGCUAAUGUAGCAUUGUGUUCUGCGACACCCCUGGCUUGGCUUGCCGGAUCGUCGACCGUGAAACAGGGGAAUAUUCGAGGCGAGGCUCUUACAAGUGCUACGGUGUAAUAACUAACUACUAGUAAUUUUUUUCCCUAUAUAACUAGGGCUAGGUAUUAUUAGGAGAGUUGAAUUGCUCGUACGACGAUGGGUUGAUAUGGAUAUGGAAUCAUGGA
Molecule: messenger RNA, 2605 nt
Organism: Hypoxylon fragiforme
Lineage: Eukaryota; Fungi; Ascomycota; Sordariomycetes; Xylariales; Hypoxylaceae
Product: polyamine transporter 1
Exons: 2
Coding region: 342-2084 (580 amino acids)
Biological process (GO): transmembrane transport
Molecular function (GO): transmembrane transporter activity
Source: RefSeq, a predicted model, not a curated record